This is a messenger RNA of Aegilops tauschii subsp. strangulata, 753 nucleotides long. Lineage: Eukaryota; Viridiplantae; Streptophyta; Magnoliopsida; Poales; Poaceae. The record is from RefSeq and is a predicted model, not a curated record.
UCAGGAGGCAGUUGUGUUGCAUUGCAGUACAUGUUACCCCAGGAUUUUUACCCAUAUUGCAUGGAAAUUGCAGAAGUAGUUGUUUGUGUUUGUUUUUAUUUGAUAUCUGUUAGUGAUAGCUAUAUAAGUUUUCCCUUUCAGAAGUUAGUGAAGAUGCUACAUUGCAUUUUUUAUGUGGCCUCCUAAAAUGAAUGACCAACCAGCAUUUUCAUGCAAUGACCAAGUACAUUUCAGAUUUUUUUUCACAAGUUUCAGAUUUUUCAUGCAUUCCUUCUCUAUAGCUUUUAGUGUUGUUAAUGGGUGUUCUGAACAUUUCCUUUUUGUUUUUUUUGCAGUGAUCCAAAAAUGGAUGAUGAUGAAUCUUCCGAUGGGUCGUUUUCAACGCGCUUUUCAGCUAGCUGUUUGCGUGAGGUUGCAGAGAAGGAGCUGAAUGCUAACAAGAGGGCAGUGCUAGAGAAGUCGAGUUUUGGUUCGUUGUUGAAGAUCAGACCAUUUUCUGUACCUCUUGAGCUGAUUGACUGGGUAGUUAUGAGAAUUGACACUAAGCAUUCUUUGUUCAGCCAUAAAAAGAAGACUAUAUUGUUCACUAGAGACAUGGUGCAAAAAAAAAUUAAUGUCCCAUCCGGACCAAGGGUAGUGGAGCUGCUGAAGAGGAACGAACGUUGCGAGCUGCGCGACAUAUAUCGAGAAGGCACAAGGGCUCCAAUUAAGAAAUCCAUUUCUGUAAUCAAGAAAGCAUCGGAUAAUGAUGUU